This is a messenger RNA of Spathaspora passalidarum NRRL Y-27907, 912 nucleotides long. RefSeq lists its product as uncharacterized. Lineage: Eukaryota; Fungi; Ascomycota; Pichiomycetes; Serinales; Debaryomycetaceae. The annotation marks the transcript as partial. The transcript has a single exon. The record is from RefSeq and is a predicted model, not a curated record.
CAUAGCAAACAUCAUCGUUUAGACAUUCCUACUCGUACAGAAGCCAUGCUACAUUCAAUACGACAUUACUCAGCCGCAGCCGCAGCAUCAGCUGCAGCAACAGCCAACCUAACGCACUAUCAACUUCUCGAUAUCCCCAGAAACGCUACUCUCAAGGAGAUCAAACUCCAAUUCAAGAAACUUACUAAGCAAUACCAUCCUGAUCUCAACCAGCAUUUAUCGGCAGAAGAACGAGAGUCAAACCUGGCCACAUAUGUCAAAAUGGUCGAUGCAUAUACCGUGCUCAAGGACGUACGAAAGCGAAGAGAAUAUGAUCUAAGUUUGAAAUCACAGGGGAGUUACUCUGGCGGUGAUGCCACAACAACGGCCCGAUAUAAGCAACUGGACUGGCAUAGCAAGUAUUAUGGUGAGGCGAAAUAUUACUCAAGAAGUGGGAACAGCUAUACUACCGCAUCGGGGUAUAACACGCGACGCCAUCGUGUGCGGUACGAUCAUGGCCAGGUGCCGGAAGACAACAACACUGGGUUCCAUGGCAAACAUAGGAACUAUGGUGAUCGUUACGACGUGCCCCAUUUCGACUACGAUGAACACCUCAAUCGUAACUUAAAAUUCGAACAACGGUUGAUUGAUAAACGUCUUGAUUCGGUGACAAAAGAGAAGAUCCUUGCCCAGUUGGCCAAAUCGGGCCUACCCAUGACGGAAGAAGUGAAAACCAAGCAUUUGUUACGACAAGCACAAGUUCGGUCUUCGUGUAACCAGCAUAGGGAGUAUAUGUAUUAUACCCCUCCUUCAAGCCAGAAUUUUUACCAGUCACGAGCACCUCCUCCUAACGAAGGACCUUCAAUACGAACAUUUGUGUUUAUGAGUGGGGGAGGAUUCUCCUUGUAUUUAUUAUAUAAACUAAUUGCAUAG